AUGGCCAAAAGAAGACAGAAGAAAAGAACACAUGCUGUAGUCACCCCGGAACAGACCCAAGGUAUCCCAAAAUCCAUGGUCAUCAGGGUUGGUCAAACCUCGCUGUCCAACCAUUCUUUGAACCAGCUGGUCAAGGACUUCCGUCAAAUCAUGCAGCCACAUACAGCUAUUAAAUUGAAAGAAAGGAAAUCUAAUAAAUUGAAGGAUUUCAUUGUUAUGAGUGGCCCUCUCGGUGUUUCUCAUUUGUUCAUGUUUACGCAAUCAGAAAAGACAGGUAACGUUUCGUUGAAGAUCGCUAGAACUCCUCAUGGUCCUACUAUCUCGUUUCAAGUGCUAGAUUACUCAUUAGGAAAGGAUAUUAAGAAGUUUUUGAAAAGACCAAAGUCAUUAAAGGCGUCGGAUGUGUUAGAUCCACCAUUGUUAGUAUUAAACGGUUUUACAAAUAUUAAAAAUAAAAACAAGACCUCUGAUGAUAAUGAGGAUAUUACUAAUGAAAAUGUCGAGAAGGUUGUAGUAUCAAUGUUCCAAAAUAUCCUCCCACCUUUAAACCCAUCCAGAAUUCAAUUGAGUUCGAUUAAGAGAGUAUUUUUGAUUAACAGAGAUCAAGCUACUGGAGAGAUCUCUAUGCGUCAUUACUUUAUUGAUAUUAGAGAAGUUGAUAUUUCAAAGAACUUGAAGAGACUUUAUAAAGCUAAAAAUAACAUACAUAAAUCCAUACCAAAUUUGCAUAGAAAAGAAGAUAUCUCUUCAUUGAUAUUAGAUCAUGAUCUCGGAGCAUAUACAUCGGAAUCGGAAAUCGAAGAUGAUUCAAUUGUUAAAGUUAUAGAUCAAAAUAGAAUAUCAACACAAAACCUAGCAAAAGCUAACAAGAAGCAAAAGAAUGACGAGAAUGAUGCGGAAGAGGAAGCUGAGGAUGAAAAUAUUGAAGAUAAUAUAAAACAAGCUUUCCAUCAAAACAUCCCAACUCCAAAGAAGAAAGCUGUCAAAUUGACAGAAGUUGGCCCUAGAUUGACCUUAAAAUUAGUUAAAAUUGAAGAAGGAAUUUGUUCAGGGAAAGUCCUGCAUCAUGAGUAUGUCAGAAAGACUAGUGCUGAAAUUAAGCUAUUGGAGAAGAGACAUGCAGAAAAGAUGAGAUUAAAGGAACAAAGAAGAAGUGAACAAGAGAAAAACAUUGAAAGGAAGAAAUCCGUUAAGGAAGCUAAGAAGCAGCGUAAACUUGCCAGAAGAGAACAAAGAAAACUAGACGAACAAAAUGGAGAGACAAACAUGCAUCAAGAUAGUGAAAGUGAUAAUGGUAGUGACAGUGAAGAUGAUGAGAAUAAUUACCAAGACGUUCCUGAAGAUAUCGAUAGUGACUUAUUUAGCGAAGUUGAAGAGUAA
Tetrapisispora phaffii CBS 4417 is the source of this 1380-nucleotide messenger RNA. It is a transcript of the gene SSF1, whose product is annotated as rRNA-binding ribosome biosynthesis protein. The coding region runs from base 1 to 1380 and encodes 459 amino acids. The transcript has a single exon. The record is from RefSeq and is a predicted model, not a curated record. Gene Ontology annotation, molecular function: rRNA binding. Gene Ontology annotation, biological process: ribosomal large subunit assembly; rRNA processing. Lineage: Eukaryota; Fungi; Ascomycota; Saccharomycetes; Saccharomycetales; Saccharomycetaceae. Gene Ontology annotation, cellular component: preribosome, large subunit precursor.